Rhododendron vialii is the source of this 2056-nucleotide messenger RNA. Its product is annotated as protein XRI1. Gene Ontology annotation, biological process: male meiotic nuclear division; female meiotic nuclear division. The transcript has 8 exons. Lineage: Eukaryota; Viridiplantae; Streptophyta; Magnoliopsida; Ericales; Ericaceae. The record is from RefSeq and is a predicted model, not a curated record. The coding region runs from base 824 to 1708 and encodes 294 amino acids.
GUAUCUCUCUCUCUCUCUCUCUCUCUCUCUCUGCCUCCCUCUGUCUCUCUCUCAUCGUCUAAAUCUCCGUUUGCGGUUCUUUUGCUUAAUUUUAGAUGCUUAAACACGUCAUUUUAGCAAAUCAUCACUCUCCGUUCGAAAGAAAAUGAGUAAAUAAUCACUCCUUGAAAGAGCAUUGGGUUGUCCGAUCCACGCAUACGCACGCAUAGCAUUCCUUUUUCUUAGCAUUUUUUUUGGGGCUUGAAGCAGUUGGUUUCUAGGCUUCUGCCCAGGGCCGGCCCUGAAUGGAAAUGCUGUGUUUAUGAAGUUGUUUUUGAGUGAGUGCUUGACUUGUGAGAUUGGUUUGAUUGAUGGCAUCUGGGUUUCUUUUACUCCGAUCAGUUACUGGGUUAUUUUAUUUUUCUCAUCAUUUUUUUUACGUUACUGUUUUUUAUUUUCCUUGAAUCCCUUUUAUUGUCUAUUUAUUCAAGAAUGACUUUGUGCCCGAUUAGGUGGUUGUGUAUGAUCUGUUUUAGUACCCAUCAGAAACUCAGACUGUUUUAAUUCCAUUUAUCAUACUAAUUAAAACCAAAUAAUUCCGUGCAUUUGCUUAUGGUACCAUUUACUACUGUUCAUUUUGAAAUUGAAUCUUGUAGAUUUUAAUGGGUGUUGCUGUAAUGUGGUCAAAAUAUAGUUUACGCCACGAAUUUACUUUCUUAAAUACUCUAUUUGGUUGAUGUAGCUUAACUUCAGUCUUUGGGAUAUUUACAUAUACAUGUUGACCUUCGAAAUGUUGAAAUAUUUGAGAUUGGAUCUUUAAUAUGUGCAAAAUGGAAGCAGGGAAAUGUGGGACUGUUACAGAGAGGAGUUUUGUAUCCAGAAGGAAGCCAACAUUGAAAUACCUCCAUGCCUAUUGGAUGGAGUUAGCCAGAAUGGAGAAGAUCUUUCCUACAUGUUUGAUGAAACAACACCCAUCAAGGCAUGUGGGGAUUUGGCUUACCAUGUUGCGGACGGUGUGAACAUGACCAAGGAAUUACAGCAUUGCAGAGAGACUUCUUCUCAAGGGAAGAGACGCCGAAUGCUGCAGUUUGACAAUGAGGUUUUGGGUUCCCCGUUUUGUAACGAGGAGAUAUCAUCUGUCUUCUUAAAAUCCAAGGAAAGGGAGGAUUCACUUGACGAAGGCCAGGGCUUUGAUAUGUCGCAGUGGGUGUCUGGGUUUGCAGCAGAUACACCUGGAUCCAGUUGUGAGGGCCUGGAUCAGUCAUCUGAGGGGUGGUUAGCUGAUUGCUUCAAUGAUAUUGAGAUGCAUUGCAGCCCUGAUGAUAUGAAUCUGUCUGGGGCAUCGGAUAUUACAAUUGAUACUUCAGAGUACUGCAACACCCCACCUGAAUAUGAAGCUGUUGUGGCUCAAGAGCGUCCUACUCGAACUCGUCGAAAUGUUGUUUUUAAAGGAAAGAAGUCGUACAUGCGAACUCCAUCAAAGUUGGCUUCUUCUGUUGCUUAUCCAUUUGCCUUCAUUAAACCUUGUGGUGCCCAUGGGGAUGUAACUCUAAAGGACAUAAACCAGCGGAUACGCACUCCACCACCCUUGAAACCAAAGCACAGGAACGAAGAUCCUUCUGCCUCAUAUCCCACCUCAGCAUUUUCUGGGAAGCCUGUCGUUGGGAAAACUAAAAUUCACACUGAGGGAGGAAAAGGCAGCAUCACAAUCAUGAGAACCAAAGGCUAAAUCGAUAAGUGUUCUCCUAAUUUCCUUUUUGUGACUUACAAAGUUAUAUCCUAAGGUCAAGUUUUCUAUGUAUCAUUCUCGGCUCCCAUAUAAAAGCGAAUACUUCAUUUUGGGUUGGUGUUAUUCUUGGAAUCUUGGGAGUCAUUAAUUAGGUGACGUGAUUAUGUAUCAAGUGGUUUUGUAGGUGACAAAUACCUGUUGUUUAUAGCUGGGGGGACUGAUUCAAGUGUCAAAUGAGGAUCUUGAUGUCUAAGAGGUCCUUUGACUUCCUUUUUUCUUUCAAAACACUUUGUUAAUGUGUUCACCCAUUUUGUUCUAAUGUGAAGAGCCUGUGUUCAUUUUGUUUCU